Molecule: messenger RNA, 1884 nt
Organism: Drosophila rhopaloa
Lineage: Eukaryota; Metazoa; Arthropoda; Insecta; Diptera; Drosophilidae
Product: SOX domain-containing protein dichaete
Exons: 1
Coding region: 195-1337 (380 amino acids)
Biological process (GO): positive regulation of transcription by RNA polymerase II; anatomical structure morphogenesis; cell differentiation
Molecular function (GO): RNA polymerase II cis-regulatory region sequence-specific DNA binding; DNA-binding transcription factor activity, RNA polymerase II-specific
Source: RefSeq, a predicted model, not a curated record
CCGAGCAGAAGCAAAGCAAGAGCAAAGCAAAAGCAAGAGCAAAGCAGUAGCACAAGCAAAAGCAAGACAGUCAUUGACAUAAAGACAAAACCAAAAAGAAACAAUAUCGCAGUUUAACUACAGACAAUUGUGUACGAGAAAGUGAAGUGUUGAUCUUAAAAGAACAUUAAACAAAAGUGAUCAAAAUUGCUGGAAUGGCCACCUUAUCGACACACCCCAAUUACGGUUUCCAUUUGGGCCAGGCCCAGGGAUUGGAGGACUACGCUCCGCAGGGCCAGCUCCAGCUGAGUCCCGGCAUGGACAUGGAUAUCAAAAGGGUUUUACACUAUUCCCAGAGCUUGGCGGCCAUGGGCGGAUCGCCCAAUGGACCCGCCGGCCAGGGAGUGAACGGAUCUCCAGGCAUGGGUCACCACAUGUCCAGCCACAUGACCCCGCACCACAUGCACCAGGCGGUCUCCGCCCAACAGACCCUAUCGCCAAACAGUUCUAUUGGAUCCGCCGGUAGCUUGGGCAGCCAGAGCAGUCUGGGCAGCAAUGGCAGUGGUCUGAACUCCAGUCACCAGUCCGCCGGAAUGCACAGCCUGGCCACUUCGCCGGGUCAGGAGGGUCACAUCAAGCGGCCCAUGAACGCUUUCAUGGUCUGGUCCCGCCUGCAGCGUCGUCAGAUCGCCAAGGAUAACCCCAAGAUGCACAAUUCGGAGAUCUCCAAGCGACUGGGUGCCGAGUGGAAGUUGCUGGCCGAGUCUGAGAAGAGGCCUUUCAUUGACGAGGCCAAGCGUUUGAGGGCCCUGCACAUGAAGGAGCACCCGGACUACAAGUACCGCCCACGCCGGAAGCCCAAGAACCCAUUGACCGCUGGACCCCAGGGUGGACUACAGAUGCAGGCCGGCGGCAUGGGCCAACAGAAGUUGGGAGCUGGACCGGGAGCCGGAGCUGGGGGCUACAAUCCCUUCCACCAGCUGCCGCCCUACUUUGCGCCCUCACAUCAUCUGGAUCAGGGCUAUCCAGUGCCGUACUUCGGCGGAUUUGACCCACUGGCUCUGUCGAAGCUCCAUCAAUCGCAGGCUGCGGCGGCGGCGGCGGUCAACAACCAAGGUCAGCAGCAAGGACAAGCCCCGCCCCAAUUGCCGCCCACCUCGCUGAGCAGCUUCUACUCGGGCAUCUACUCCGGCAUCUCGGCACCCUCGCUGUACGCCGCUCACUCCGCCAAUGCCGCCGGACUCUACACAUCCUCGUCCACCUCCUCGCCGGGAUCUUCGCCCGGAACCAUCACGCCCAAUGGAAUGGAUGGGUCCAUGGACAGCGCCCUGAGGCGACCGGUUCCAGUGCUCUAUUAGGGCUGAGAUUUAGGGUAGAGUACAGAGUAGAGUACAAUUGUUGAAGCAUUCCCAAAGUGAUCCACUGGUUUUAAAUCUUCAAAAGCUCUAAGUAAGCCAAUCCAAACCACUCCGCUUAAUUUUAGUACAAUCUUUGCGCACUUCAGAUCUAAGAACUAAGUAAAAAAAAACACACAAAACAUUCCUAGCCAAUACACAAACUAUAAACUAUAAUUUAUUUCGCGCACUCACUACACCACAAAAACAAGAAACAAAACCUAAUUGUAAAUUAAUUUUAUUUAGUUUUAAGCACUGAGAGAGCGCCUCCUCCUUGUUGUUUUUUUCGCAUCAGCACCAACUUUAAAUGUAGCUUCUAGUUUUAAAUGUCUAACCCUCUCAAAUUGUAAAUAUCCCAGCCAAUUUCGUUAUAGUGUCAGUGUAGCCCGAAAUGCGAGGAAAAGAACGUACAUCAAUGUAUUAUUGUAUUAUUAAUUGUAUUAAAAUUAAACGUUAUCAUCUAAGCGAAAAAUGGUUCAUGAAAGCCAACACAAAACAAAGACAUUUAAAA